AUGAGCGGUAUCGAAGUGACCGGGUUAGUCUUAGCUGUUCUGCCUCUAUUCAUCGAGGGUGCAAAAGCAUACUCACAUGGCGUUGAAACCAUUCGAAAGACCAUCUCUCAUCGAGAACGCGACGAAAAGCUCAUGGAUUUUUAUGACGAGUUCUAUUGGGAAAUAGUUCAGCUGGACCGUCAGACGUUGGGGGUCAUUAAAUCGCUGCCUUACUUAUCCGACAAAAGAAAGGCUGCACUGACGAUAGAUAUACGUUUGGAGGCUUGGGAAGCAGAAGCGGAUGUUUCUCAAGCACUUUUUGACUAUUUUGGAUCGAAGGAGGAUCUGGAUGCUUUUCUGCAUGUGAUGGGUAAAAUUGCCCAGUUGCUUUCUCAGUUGAUAAAAGAUCCUACUAUCCAUAUAUUAUCGAACGAUGUUGAACAAUCCAAGAUGUUUGGCAAAUUGAAGGGGUUUGCCGCCGAUAGAGAGAAAGGCGAUACUACUAGUACCUUCAAGGAAAGAAUACGAUUUUGGAAAAAAGAGAAGGAGCGAACCAUAUGCCUGAAGAAUCUUGCAACUUGGAAUAAAAGACUCUUUCGUUUGACAGAGCAAGCGCAAAAGGAGCCUGCUACUCAAAAAUUAACGUCGGGGGCAAAAGACGUUCCGUCAUCUCAAUUGCGGUCACUCUCGCAAAAGCUGUACAAAGCUCUUGCCAAAUGCUGGAGCUGCAAUUGCUCUCCUCAACACGAAGCCAAGUUUUGUUUGAAAGCUCGAGGAAAUCCCGUGAAACUGACGGUAACCGAAAUCGACUUUGAUUUCUUGUUUUCCGUUCAAGAAGAUUUGAAAUUGGGGAGAUGGCAAGAAGGAACCGUGGUUGUGAGGUCAAACGGCGGAUCUACUAAAGAUGACCGCUCACUUCUACAAAAAAUAUGCGAAACAGUAAACUGUAGAGGGCCCAUUGAUCAAUGUCUUCAGCUCUUGGUCGAAGACACUGGAAAUGAUCAAAUGCUUUGGCAGCUCCGCUCCAUUCCGAAGAGACUCCCCAAGUUUGGAGCAGCACAAGCCGAAUCGCUCCAGACGGUACUGGAGAAAUCGAUAAAAUUGCCUCUCGUCACCAAACGAAGACUAGCCGUCAUAUUCGCACACUCACUAUUACAGCUACACGAAAGUUACUGGAAAAAUAAGGAAUGGAAUAAACACCACAUAUUCUUCUUUCACGGCAUCACUGGAACCCUAGAUUUCCAACGCCCUUACCUAUCUACAGUCUUUGACACCGCCAUCGACGAAAAGAAACCAGUAUUGGAUCUGAACCAAUUCCAUCGAAACCCAAGUAUACUGGCGCUGGGAAUUCUCCUCAUUGAAAUCCACACCGGAAGACUGAUGGAAAAUUUUCACACCGAGACCGAACGACAAGAAGUAAACGCAAACACCGACUGGCUAGUCGCCAAUCGCGUAGUGAAGACUCUCGAAGAUUGUUCUCUUGGAUAUCGUGAUGCCAUUCAAUCAUGUUUGGAUACCCCAUGGGUACCAGCAGGUCAAAGAGUGAAUCUGGAGGAUGCGGGGACUAGGGCUGGUGUGUAUCAGGAUGUGAUCAAGCCGUUGGAAGAUGAGCUUACAUAUUUAUUUCGCGAAAAGAUAUGA
Molecule: messenger RNA, 1620 nt
Organism: Sclerotinia borealis F-4128
Lineage: Eukaryota; Fungi; Ascomycota; Leotiomycetes; Helotiales; Sclerotiniaceae
Source: the annotation of a GenBank genome assembly